Molecule: messenger RNA, 4989 nt
Organism: Menidia menidia (Atlantic silverside)
Lineage: Eukaryota; Metazoa; Chordata; Actinopteri; Atheriniformes; Atherinopsidae
Source: the annotation of a GenBank genome assembly
CUUAAUAGAGCAUUACGACCUGCAGGCACAAUUUCUAUGAUCGUUACAGUGUGUUCUGUCUGAGAUGGAGUAACCGCUCGAGCAAUUAGUGUUAAACACCCAGAUUGAUUUACGUUACUUUGGGAUAUUUCCCGGUUUGUAUAUUUAUCGGCUGGGCAAGUGAAACGGCCGAGGCUUUGAGGACGCUUCGUUUUUUUUUUUUUCAAAGCCCGAAAUAGUCGCUGUCACUGGACGACAACUGUUUUGUUGAUGUCAUCCGCGGCAAAGCUGUAGCGACCGUCCGUUGCCGUGCGAGUCUGGGAUAAAGAAAGCCUCGUUUCGGUCUCGUCUCUUCUGUCUCCUUUGUUGCUUCCAGCAGCAGCAUUGACGAUGGGACUGUGGCUGCCGGGGCUCCUGCUGCUCUCCGCCUGCGCUCUCACUGCAGGGUCAGAUUUCCAGCAGAGACCGGGACCUCUCGGACAUUCGGCGUUUGAGAGGCGCUCGAGCGUUAGAGAGAGAGCCGCAAAGAUCGUGAGGCGAUCUCUGCCUGCGUGGCUGGCCGCAUCGCCGGAUCACAGGAUCCGGCGGAGGAGCGCCGAGCCGGGCGACUCGUGCGGGGCGCUCCGGGGAUACGAGCCCAAGUUGAAAGACAACACCCACCUCUACACCUUCAAUGACCUGAGUGGCUCAGUGUCUCUGGCCUGGGUUGGAGAUGGCACGGGGGUCAUUCUGGCUUUGACCACUUUCCAGGUGCCCUUCAUCAUGGUAAGACUUGGGCAGUCCAAACUUUAUCGCAGUGAGGAUUACGGGAAGACUUUUCAGGAUGUGACCAGCUUGAUCAACAACACUUUCAUCGGAUCAGAGUUUGGCAUCGCAAUCGACCCCGAGAACUCAGGGAAGGUGAUCCUGACAGGUGAAAUAUCUGGAGCUCAGGAAUCUCGGAUUUUUGUCUCCGACGACUUUGGAAAGAGCUUUUCCCAUCGGGACUUGCCUUUCAACCCCUUGAGGCAGAUCACGUACAAUCCCGAGAAGUCAAAUGUGCUGGUUGUCCUUAGCAACAAUAAUGAACUGUGGCUUUCUGAGGAUUUUGGCAGUGACUGGAAAAAGAUCCACGACAUGGUGUGUCUGGUGAAAUGGGGAAGAAAAAAUACAAUUUUCUUUACAACCAGCCUUAAUGGAUCCUGCAGUGAUCGAGGGAUGUUAGAACUGAGGAGAACUACAGACUAUGGGAAAACCAUCAAGACUGUUGCCAGUAAGAUCUACUCAUAUGGCCUGGGCGGACGCUUCCUUUUUGCCUCUGUCAUGACGGGCAAGGGGACACUUAGAAUGAUCCACGUGUCGGUGGAUGAUGGUGAGACUUGGAACAUGGCCCAGCUGCCGCCUGUUGGUCACGAGCAGUUCUACUCCAUCCUGGCAGCCAAUGAUGACAUGGUUUUCAUGCACGUCGACGAGCCCGGAGAUACAGGAUUUGGUACAAUUUAUGUAUCAGAUGACCGGGGCACUGUGUACUCAAAGUCACUGGAGCGCCACCUUUACACCACCACUGGAGGCGACACAGACUUCACGAAUGUCACCUCCUUACGAGGAGUUUUCAUUACCAGUGUCCUGGCUGAAGACACCUCUGUGCAGUCUGUGGUGUCCUUCGACCAGGGAGGGGAGUGGGUCCCCCUGCGGAAACCUGCCAACACCAAGUGUGAUGCUACAGCCAGAGACCCAGACAAGUGCAGUCUCCACAUCCACGCUGCUUACAGCACUGCCAUGAAAGUGAACGUCCCCAUGCUGCCUCUGAGCGAACCAAAUGCUUUGGGUCUCAUCUUGGCUCACGGUAGUGUUGGGGAUGCGAUCUCAGUGAUGCAACCCGAUGUGUAUGUGUCCGAUGACGGGGGCUACACCUGGAUGAAGGCGCUCGAUGGGCCUCACCACUAUGCUAUUCUGGACUCGGGAGGGCUGCUGGUAGCCGUGGAGCACAGCAAUACUCAAGCAAUCGACGAGAUUAAAUUUUCCACUGAUGAAGGACAGUGCUGGGGUGUGUACAAAUUCACAGAGGAGCCAAUAUACUUCACUGGGCUGGCAUCGGAGCCAGGAGCUCGCUCCAUGAAUGUCAGCAUCUGGGGCUACAGGGACUCCCUCUUUAGCCAGUACUGGAUCUCUGUCACCAUCGACUUCAGGGAACUUCUCACCAGAGACUGUGUAGAUAAAGACUAUGUGCAGUGGUUGGCCCACUCUGAUGACAUCAGCGACCCCAACGAUGGUUGUAUGCUGGGAUACAAAGAGAAGUUCCUGCGGCUCAGAAAGGACUCCGUUUGCUGGAACGGGCGUGAUUACACCAUCAACACACAGCCGACCCCGUGCCCGUGCACCCUGGAUGACUUCUUAUGUGACUUUGGGUACUAUCGUAAAGAGAAUAGCUCAGAGUGUGUGGAGCAGCCGGACCUGAAAGGCAAGGUUUUGGAGUUCUGUCUACAUGGCAAAGAGGAACAACUGCAGACCAGUGGGUAUAGAAAAAUCCCUGGAGACAAAUGUGAGGGAGGAAAGAUGCCAGAGCGAAAAGAGAUCGACCUCAGCAAGAGGUGUGUCAGUGACCUGGUGGGUCCAGAACCACUGACAGACAACCAGGCCUCCAAAUCUGUGCCCAUCGUGAUUACAGUGAUUGUGGUGAUGCUGCUGAGCAUUGCAGCUGGAGUGGUUUUUGUCAAGAAAUAUGUCUGUGGUGGCAGGUUUUUGGUUCACAGGUACUCAGUGCUGCAGCAGCACGUUGAGGACAACGCCACCGAUGGGAUGGACGACCCGCUGGAGUCCAACCACACUCCAAACGGCAAAAUAGAGUUCCACCAUGACUCCGAUGAGGAUCUGCUUGAAUAACAAACCCCUACCUGUUAUGCAACUGAGCUAGAGGUCUCCUGUCCACUCCAUGGCUGGCCGCUGUUCGUGUCACUUUUGUCUCCGGUUACUUCUUCCUCUUGCCCUUUAGUAUAAGCUUUGGCAACAGACGAGGAGUCUGUGUCGCUCUGCUGUCAUCGGUGAAGUUUAAUGAAUGUACGGAGACUCCUGAAACCAAUGCCAGAGGUGAGGAGGAUGAAGGAAGUCACAUGCUGUUGCACUCUCACUUUUUGGUUUCCAUGAGUUUGAAUCUCAGAGAUAUUUAUUUUGUUGAAUGAAGAAGUAAUGCAGUAACUCCGGUGCGCUCCUGAAAGCGCUACUCAUUUCUACUGAAGAUUUAUCUGUUUUUUUUCCCGCUUAUUGACUUGUAUAUAAACCUAUUUUCUUUGCAUUUUUAGUCCAUUAUUGGUUUAGUGGGUGUUCAAAAGGUUGCAGUCGAUUUUUGGUGGAUAAUUCCCCCAUAACACUUGAAUCUCAGUCCUUAAUUUUAUUGAAGCAUUGUCAAAAUGUACCCCAGACUACCAAGACUUUAAAUUUCACGUUCUUAGCCUUUACAGAUUUAAUUUCUAUUUUGGUCUGCAUUUGGAAAACUUUCCCGCUGACCUGGGGUUUUAUCGUAGUUGGAGUAAUAAGGCACGAACAGAAAUUUCUAUGAAAUUUGUUGGCAAUAAUGAGGACAUUUUUCUGCAUUUGGUACAUUGACCAUGCAUGUUAAACAGUCCUGAGAAUAUCUAUAGUGAAAAUGUCAUAAGCAAAUCACAAAGUGUCAACAUCCAGGAUGGUGAAGUGUGUCUGUUUUAAAGACAGAAUGAAUUUAAGACCUCAACUGCAAUUCUAACUGCUGAAAGCACAAGUUCCUUUCGGAAGCAAUGAGUUUGUAGUAGAGCAUUUUUUUCUUAAGUGUGACCUGUUGUUAGGAUAUCACUGUAAUCAUAAGUAAGCUGUGUUUGGAAUAAUCUGAGCAGUUUUUUGUACUAACCAGCUCUUCCAAAUCAUGGAACAUCUGACACACUGUUGUUCAGAGGUGUCAGAAGUAAUAGUUUGAUUGUGAAUAGCGACAUUUGCUUUUUAUUCCUCUUUCGUGCAACAUACUUUGAUAACCAAAUGCAUCAGUGGAUUAAAGUGAACGAAAGCAAUGCAGAAAAAAGCUCAUCUAUCCACUUCUGUAAAUGAAAUCUUGUAUAGCUCAAUGACUGCAGGUAGCCUGUUUGAAGAAUUAACAAACACUUCUGGAUAAGCUGCACCAAAAUGACUUUUUUUUUUUUUAAAUGUACCUGCAGUUGAAGCGAAGCAAGACGAUGUGAAAUCACAGGGUUGUUGAAGGUUUUUUAUGGUGUAAUUUUACUAUGAACUGCUGUAUUUUAAAUUCUGUCUAAUCAUGUGACGUCUUAGAUUGUUUCUCUCUUUUUCAACUUAUGUUGCACAGUUAUGUCUUGUGUUAGAUACUUUUCUUUAAUACAAAUUUAACUUAUUCAUGACAAGUUCGCUCAGAGUGAAAUAGAUUGGAUGUGGUAACACAAGUGCCUGGUGUGAGGUUCUGUUAUUUAUGUAAGAUACAUUUAACCUGUUUAAUCCAGUUUCAGUGACACCCCUCAAGUUGCACUUGUUGCCUAAAAUAACUUCUAGAGCAGUAAAUGUUUUGUUUUAUAUAAAUUCCAUUAAACUGCAUGUUAAAUCUCAAUAUUUUUAAUAGAGCAGAAUUUCAUGAAGGAUUGGUUGCAAUAAUCUGGUUAGAAAGGUUUAGAAAAAUAAGUGGAAACCAGGUCUCUAUGUAGCUGUUUCACACUGAAAAAAUGGUCUUGUCUGUUAUUUUAUGAAGUUAUUAGACUUUGUGAAGGUUCCACAUUUUUCAUUAAAGCUUGUAUAAAUUAAAAAAAGGCACGAUGGAUCUGUAAAUAUACAAGGUUAUAUUUAUAACUACAAUGUUUCUCUUCUGUAUAUUUGAGGCUGUUUAAUUUGGGUUUGACAAUAAAUUAAUUUGUUCCUUUCAUCUUAUUUGAAUGUUUAUAAAGGAUGGUUAACUAAAAAAGAUGGUUAAGUUACUCCUGAAAGUUUUGAAUGGCUGUCCAUGGUGACGCUUUCACAAUAAAAAAUAUUUUUGAGCUCCUAAAAACAUGUAAAAAUACAGUG